Messenger RNA from Oncorhynchus mykiss (rainbow trout), 2241 nucleotides. RefSeq lists its product as uncharacterized. Gene Ontology annotation, cellular component: histone deacetylase complex; transcription regulator complex. NCBI's taxonomy places the organism in Eukaryota, Metazoa, Chordata, Actinopteri, Salmoniformes, Salmonidae. Gene Ontology annotation, biological process: negative regulation of DNA-templated transcription; regulation of transcription by RNA polymerase II. Gene Ontology annotation, molecular function: transcription corepressor activity. The record is from RefSeq and is a predicted model, not a curated record.
CUAACCCUACCUACAGCCCCAACCCUAACCCUAAUCCUACCUACAGCUCCAAGCCUAACCCCAACCCCACCUACAGCCCCAACCAUAACCCUACCUAUAGCCCAAACCCUAUCCCCAACCCUAACCCCAACCCCAACCCUAACCCUAACCCCAAACCCAAACCCAAACCCAAACCCAACCCUACCUACAGCCCCAACCAUAACCCCAAACCUACCUACAGCCCAAACCUCAACCCUAACCCUACCUACAGCCCAAAUCCUAACACCACUUACAGCCCCAAUCCUAACCCUACCUACAGCUCCCACCCUAACCAUAGUCCCUACUCUUAUCCUCACCUCAGCCCUCAAUCCAGCCCCAUACCCCAUCCUAACCAGCCCAGCCCUUCCUAUAUUCCCUACCCUAACCCUAGCCCUAGAUGCAGCCCUCUCUACCUCUCUCCCCCUCUCCUCCUGCGUGGGGGGUGGGAGUCAGAGAGGGGGGUAAGUCCAGCCGUCCAGCAAAUGACCACAGAGAGGAGAGGACCACACGUGAACCACCUGAAUCAAUUUAAUCACUUGAACCAUUUGAAUCAAUUGAACCAUCUGAAGCCUCUCUACUCGCCCCCAGCACAGCAGACACAGAUGACAUUGACAGAACAUUUGGGAAACUAUGAGACACCAAACUGCAGGUUGAUGUGUUCUGUGUGUCAGAGGGACUUUAAGAGUCUUCCUGCUCUUAACGGACACAUGCGCUCUCACAGAGGACUCCGCGGACAGCCCGGCAGGUCACAAACAUACAGGACGCAGAAGGAAGGGGUGAUUCCAGGGUCUCCUGUCCCCAUAGUGAUGCCCGUCUCUGUGCCCGUCAGACUCCCUGCCUCCCCAUUUCCAUGCCUGGAAGAGGAGCACCAAGAGGGGCAGGGAAGGAGGGGGCAGGGAAGGAGGGGAUGGAAAGAAAGGAAAAAAGAAAAGAGGAUGUAUAGCCAUAUCCACUCUGCUCUUGUCCUGCCCCGCCAGUCCACUAGGGGUGCUGUGGUGUUCCAGAGUGUUCUGCGUUCAAUUGUUCAACUGACCAACUACACCCCUCCUCCCAUGCUGAGGCCAGACAGGGAUGGAACUGGGCUAUACUGCUCUCUAACCACAAGUGAUGGUGACAUGCUAAUGUCCGGGGAGCAUCCAAUGAAGAUCAAACCGAGGAUCAACGUGGGGAUUGGAUAUCAGGCUGAUGUCCCACCUCUUCAGGACCAAAGACACUCUCACUCAGACACCCACAAAGCACUGGUGUUGUGGACGCCCUGGGAUGCCCUGGAGAACUCAUCCACCCAGCACAGAGUCGAGUGUCUGUUGAUGAUGUCAUGUUCCAGUGUGUGUCCGGGUGGCGGGACUAACUCUGAGUACGCCCUGCACAGCCUAUCCGAGAGCAGAGGAGACUUCCUGGGAACGCUGGAGAAGAUGCUCCUUCACCACUGGCCAAUGACAGCCAACUCUCUCUCCUCCUACCACUACGCAGGGAGUGAUACGUGGAGUCCAGUGGAGAAGAGGUUGGUGAAGAAAGCCUUUAUGAUGUACCAGAAGGACUUCCACCACAUUCAGAAAACGGUGGGGACUAAGUCAGUGUCUCAGUGUGUAGAGUAUUACUACACCUGGAAGAGGAGGCUGCGUCUAAAUGUAAGGACCCCGGUCGGGCUGGCCAGCACACUGCCUGAGGUAAAUGUAAGGACCCCGGUCGAGCUGGCCAGCACACUGCCUGAGGUAAAUGUAAGGACCCCGGUCGGGCUGGCCAGCACACUGCCUGAGGUCUAUCCAUCUCAGCCCACCAUGAAUGGUAAGAUGGGGCUCCACACCAUUUCGACACAGAAUGCCUGCCAACCGAUCCACAGUGGCUCCUCCUGUCCCCGGCUCCAGGUUGGUUCUGCUUGCUGUAGCCCAGCCCCGGGAGAGGUAGAGAGGCCCAGCAAGGCUCACUUUUAUGGGCCGGUCUGUCUGAGGAUGUCCCCCUCUCUAUUCAGCUCCAGUCCCAGACCGAGCAACUCUGCCCCCAGCGCCAAGCUCCACACACAGCCUACCCCUCCAUACCCCUGUAGGGCGUGUGCCAAGGUGUUCUCUAAAGUGAAGAGUCGUAAUGCUCACAUGAAGACACAUCGCCAUGAAGACACAUCCCCAUGAAGACACAUCACCAUGAAGACACAUCACCAUGAAGACACAUCGCCAUGAAGACACAUCACCAUGAAGACACAUCACUAUGAAGACACAUCACCAUGAA